AUGACCGCUCCAGAAAUCUAUCAGAUUCAAGACCUCACUGAGGACCAGAAGACUUUCAUUAGGAACUCAGUUCCUAUUUUGAAGGACGCUGGAGAAACUUUGACUGCUAAGUUUUAUCAGUACAUGAUUUCUAAUUAUGAUGAAGUCAAGCCAUACUUUAAUGAGACAAAUCAAAAACUGUUGAAACAGCCCAGGAUUUUAGCGUUUGCUCUCCUCAAGUAUGCAGAAAACAUUGACGAUUUGAGCCCGCUAACUGCUUUCGUUCACCAGAUCGUUGUAAAGCAUGUUGGACUGCAGAUUAAAGCUGAGCACUACCCAAUUGUCGGUGGAUCGUUGUUGAAGACAAUGGCUGAACUCUUGGGACCUGAGCUUGCUACACCUGCGUUUCUCAAGGCAUGGGCAACCGCUUACGGAAAUCUUGCUCAAAUCCUGAUAAACGCUGAAUGGGCAGAGUUCCAGAAGCAGAAGUGGCAUGAUUUCAAAGAGUUUAAAGUGACCAAAAUCGAAAAUGAAUGUGACGAUGUGAAGUCUGUUUAUUUCACUCCAGUAGAAGGAGAGAUAGCAAAACCUUUGGAUGGGCAAUACGUCUGCAUCAGAUGGAAAUUACCUGGGGAAAAGUUUGAGAAAUCUAGGGAGUACUCUCUUUCUUCCAGGCCAAACAACAAUACCUACAGAAUCUCUGUCAGGUUGUUGGAAAAUGGUAAAAUUUCGACAUUUGUUCACAAUCAACUGAAGGUGGGAGACAUAAUCACUGUAGCACCACCCGCUGGACAAUUGUUAUACGAAGAAUCUCAAAAGGAUGCUGUUUUUUUUAUCGGAGGUAUUGGUAUCACUCCAGUAGUAUCAAUCAUGGAAACUGCCCUUGAAAGGGGUCAGAGAGUUACAUUAUUUUACUCCAAUAGAACCUCAAAGAGUACUGCCUUUAGAGGUUGGUUGAAAGAACUAAAGAGUAAAUUCAAUUUGCAACUGACAGUGAAGGAAUUCGUCUCUGAAGAACAAGUUACUGAAGGUGUAGACCAAAUCAAUUCUGCUCAAUUACAGAGAUCAGACAUCCAAACGGUGUCGCCGGAGAAUGAAGUUUAUCUGGUUGGACCUGUUCCAUACAUGCAGUUUGUUAGCUCUGAGCUCAACAAACUGGGAGUCCAAAAUAUUCAUUCCGAGUUCUUUGGACCAACUGUGGUUGCUUGA
Messenger RNA from Komagataella phaffii GS115, 1188 nucleotides. RefSeq names its product Nitric oxide oxidoreductase, flavohemoglobin involved in nitric oxide detoxification. Lineage: Eukaryota; Fungi; Ascomycota; Pichiomycetes; Pichiales; Pichiaceae. Gene Ontology annotation, molecular function: nitric oxide dioxygenase [NAD(P)H] activity; oxygen binding; heme binding. Gene Ontology annotation, biological process: nitric oxide catabolic process; cellular response to nitrosative stress. The transcript has a single exon. Gene Ontology annotation, cellular component: intracellular anatomical structure. The record is from RefSeq and is a predicted model, not a curated record. Bases 1 to 1188 code for a protein of 395 amino acids.